Messenger RNA from Acyrthosiphon pisum (pea aphid), 1739 nucleotides. RefSeq lists its product as uncharacterized. Bases 1 to 915 code for a protein of 304 amino acids. Lineage: Eukaryota; Metazoa; Arthropoda; Insecta; Hemiptera; Aphididae. The record is from RefSeq and is a predicted model, not a curated record. The transcript is spliced from 4 exons.
AUGCUGAACGGCGAAUUGCAGCGUCAGCGGAUUGGAUUAUUUCAACAACUUGUAGAAAUGAACGACGCCAGUAACGAGCAGGAACAACAAGCGACGUGUGAACUCGAAAUGAUCGCCGUUUGGCCGUUCACCGGCGGGCCGCCACCAGCUGUGCCGUACGCGGUGGAGGGGAGCAUCGUCGUCGGCGGUGGCAGAGAGCGCUUGCGUUCGGGCCAUAUGGAAACACAGAUUUCUAAAAAUAAUGACUUAGAAGUCGAUGAACCAGUAUAUAAGUUAGUAAAUGACAAUAGUGAUACUUCCUCAACAUCAGAUGACAAUAAUUAUAAUAACAGUGAUCUUGAAAAUGUGUUAACUUUCAAUUCGGGUCCUGAUGAUGGAGAAAUUGCUGAUUCAUUAAAUGAAAACUUUGAUGAUAUUCAUGAACAAUUGAAAAAACAAUUUGAAAAAAUUGUAACUGAUAUUGUUGCCCAAAAUAUUGAUGGUAUUUUCUGUGUUACUCAUACGCUUCAAUUAGCAGUAAUUGAUAGUCUCAAAGGUAGUACUGUUGAAAAACUAUUAAAGAAGAUGAGAGUCUUAGUUGAGAAGCUAAGAAACCAAACUUACUUAUAUCUUAUUAAAAAAGAAAAAUUAAAGUCACCAGUUCUGUACUACUUGACUAGAUGGCAUUCUACAGUGGACAUGCUUGAAAAAGUACAAUGUUUAAGACCUUUUAUUUUAUACAUGUCAGCUAAUGAUUCAAAAUUGAACAAAUUGUGCAUAAGUAGUUUUGAAUGGCAACAAGAUGCCCUGUGCAAAGCUUUAUUACUAUUUUUUUUCUGUAUUAACGAGGACCGGAGAGAGAACCACAAUUUGCAUUACAGCUCCCCGAAAAGCUUUACUACCUGCCAAGAUAUAAACAAAAAAAUUGCAAUCUGAACAGCUGAUAUUAACAGAUUUUUAUGAAGCAUGGCUAACUUGUAAAAUUCAAACACAAUCAUUCAAUACAAAUUUUUCAAAUAAUUUAGUACAGUGUUAAAUUAUAAGAGAACAACAUAUAAUGAACAACAACGUUUUAUUAUCCGAUAUAUAUCUGGAUCCCUGUUUUAAAAAUGGUAUCUGUUUUAUAAAUUCUUUGCUGCAUAGGUUUUAUCAAAAAAAAAUUUGUAUUGCUUAGUGCUUACACAAGAUAAUACAAUUCAUAGGAUCUGUUCUGAUCCUUUGAUAGGGUGGGGGGGGGGGGUGUAACCUCCUACCAUAAAGUCGGGAAUUGUCAUUUCCAGUCGACAUUUUAAAGGAAUUUUCAAGAUGCUUAUCUCCUAAAAUUUUAACAUUUUUUAAAAAAAAAUUUUUCCUUUAACUGAAGUUUUUCGUAAUUCGUAAUGGCUGAUUGCAGUCGGCAGAUAUUACAUUAAGUUCUUAAUUUUUAUGUAUGAUAAAUAAUAUAAUAUAAUAAAACAUAUAAAACUGGAAUAUCUAGGUAUACUCAUUGUUAUCAUAUGAGUAGGAGUGAGUGGUCUACGGUGAAACAUGAAGUUCAUCAAUAAGGCAAGUGGAAUAAUUUAGUUAUGGUUAAUCAUAUAGACAAUACUAUUAAAUAGAUCAGCCAUUGCCAUGUUAAAUAUUAGAACUGUGUACAGCACUCUUGGUGGCUGAUGUAUGAACUAAUCUUGAAAAUUGCGGUAUUUUCAAAAUGUAAACAUUUGAGAGUUUUAUUUUAUUUCCUGUUUUCUGUCGCAGUGUCAUACUAUUUAUUAUUCACA